Molecule: messenger RNA, 1611 nt
Organism: Heterostelium album PN500
Lineage: Eukaryota; Evosea; Eumycetozoa; Acytosteliales; Acytosteliaceae
Exons: 4
Coding region: 1-1611 (536 amino acids)
Biological process (GO): protein complex oligomerization; [2Fe-2S] cluster assembly
Cellular component (GO): mitochondrion
Molecular function (GO): protein-folding chaperone binding; ATPase activator activity
Source: RefSeq, a predicted model, not a curated record
AUGUUGAAUAAAAAUCUAUUCUUCAUUAUUUUUAUUUUACUUUCAAUAUGUUGUAAUUUGUCUUUUACACAAUCGACAAUAAAUUUUAUAUCAACGUCCACUUUGACAACUUCGAUAACACCACUAACAACAUCAUCCUCAUCUUCCCCAUCAACUUCAACAACAAUAAUUAAUACUAAUUCCAAUACUCUUUCAAACAGUAAUAGUCAAACUGUAGCAUCAUCUACAUCGACAUCAACAUCUUCAACAACAAAUAUUCAAUUCACUACAAGUAGUAGUUCAACAACAACUUCCAAUACAAAUAGUAUAACUGGUUUAAGUAGCACAAGUUCAGGAGGUUCAUCUACAAGUACAGGUUCAACUAUUGGUUUUCCAAUUACUACGGUAACAACCACUUCCAAUUGGGAUCCGACACCAACAACAGCCAUUUGGUCCACUGGAUUACUGUCUACACUAAUCACAUUGAUUGCCAAGACAACUGAGACACCAGCACCUCCAACCAGUAGUGUAUCUAUGACACUCUCCAGUACAACAAGAGGAACAACUCCACCUACCAUCACUGCAUCUACCACCACUGUUGGAAUUAGAACAACAAUAAGCAGCAGCAGUGGUAUCAGUAGUAUGCCAACCACAACCACAACCAAUAUUAAACCAAAUAUAACUACAGCUACAGGUACAGCUACAGCAACAGCAACUACAGGUGGUAACAACACAGCUUCUUCAAAUAGCACAACACUGACGGUACCAUGGGAAGAUUCAUCUUGGUUCACCUCAAAUUCAAUCUCAAAAACAUCGAUUCAAUCUAUUAGAAUACAAAUGCUUAUAUACGUACUAUCAAACAAUAAUAAUAAAAAUAACAUAAACAAUACUUCUAAUAAUAAUAAUAGAUUAUUUGUUAACUUUAAUAAUAAUAAUAAUAAUAAUAAUAAUAUUACUAAGAAUGCAAGUUUUAUUAGUUGUAAUAAUGUAAAUAUAAAGAGUUAUUCUACAGGUAGUAGUAGUCAACAUCACCAACAUCAACACAAUGAGAAAUCUUGUUGGAAAUGUAAGAAGUCUGUGUUGGCAAGAGAAUUCUUUUGUCCAUUAUGUAACGUAGUGCAAACACCUCAACAAAGAUUCAAUGUAUUCGAAGUAUUCUCACUUGAACCAUCCUACCGUGUAGAUCAAAAGGAUUUAUCACAUAGAUUUAAACAAUUACAAAAGAAGUUACAUCCAGAUCUAUUUCAACAAUCUACAGAGACAGAACAAUCAUUAUCGAAAGAUCAAUCUACAUUGAUCAAUUCAGCAUAUAAUAUUUUGAAAUCACCAUUCUUGCGUGCAGAAUUCAUUCUGAAUGAAAAGGGUUACGAUUUGAAUGGUGUUAGCGAUGUAGAUCCAGAGGUAUUGUCAGAGAUCUUAGAGGUACGUGAGGAGAUAGAAGAGACUGACAACGAAGAUAAACUAAAGGAGAUUGCGCAUGAUAACCGUGCCAAGAUGAAUCACUGCGAAGAAGAACUGGUAAACCUAUUUCAAAAACAAAACUACAAAGAUGCACUCGGCAAAACUAUUUAUCUUAGAUAUCUAACAAGAAUACAAGAAGAGAUACAUAAAAGAUUAGGUAUUCAUAUAUAA